ACACCUUUUAGAUUUUUGAUAUUUAUUCAAAUAAACUAUUAAAUCAUAUGUAAAUUAGAUAUGAAUUUCCCUUCAAAUGCUAUUGAGCUUUAAAUUAUGGCUAUUUUGUGUAUAACCCCAUUCUGCAGUGAAAUUCAUAUCUAAUUUACAUAUGAUUUAAUAGUACGGUGACUGUACAUCACUCCCUUCAAAUGCUAUUGAAGUUAGAAACGUGUUUAACAAUGUCGUAUGUAACUUUAGAGACGGUCCCUUAAUUUCCGCAUAUCCGCGUAUAUCGAACGUCAAAUCAACUUUAUUGCAGUGCUUUACUGGAGUACUAUUAGAGGGCAGUGGUGGCUCAACAGUUAUGGCUCUGGGUUACUGAUCAGAAGGUUGGGGGUUCAAGCCCCAGCACCACCAAGCUGGCACUGUUGGGCCCUUGAGCAAGACCCUUAACCCUCUCUACUCCAGGGGGGCUGUAUUAAGGCUGACUCUGACCCCAACUUCCUAAAAAGCUGGGAUAUGUGAAGAAAAGAAUUUCACUGAGCUGUAAUGUAUAUGUGACAAAUAAAGGCUUCUUCUUCUUACUAUUAGGUACUAUUGUAUAUGGGUAGGUGUAUAGAUUGGGUGCUUCUCAAUACUCAAAUCGAUGCUUCCUCAUUUCCCCGCUCCACCGUCCUCCAGCCCGUGACCUGGAAAUCGAUCGAAGUCAACCAUCUUAAAGGACGUAUCAAUUCUCUAAUUGCACCGUGAGGAGGCGAGGAGCAAGGAAGCUUCCAAAGGAGCUAGGAGCGAGGACACACAGGUGUAUCCUAUGCGGACAUGUUUCUUGUCGAAAAACCCGACGCGCAUAUAAAUUCCCCUCCUUCUUUACAUCUGCCACAAUCUCAAACAAAAAGUCCUAUGAUGUUGUGACGGAAUUUUGUGUGAAAUGUAAUUAAAUAAUAAUAUGCUUACAAUGAGUAUUGUAAUGAAUUGAUCCUUGCAUGUUUUGGAUAUGUGAUAAAAGAUGCGAUGAAUUACGGUUUGUUCAUUAAUUCAUUGUUGAAUAACGCAGAGAUUUCACGUACUAUCAGUGCAUUUUGCUUUAUUAAGAAUGCCGUUAUUAAUCAAGCUCCAACAACAUAACAGCAGAUCCGUGAAGCGCAGUGAGGUGAUCCAGCUGAGCGCAGUCAUCAUUAAUUGACGUCGAUUUGAGGCGACGCUUGAGAGAGCGAGGAUAUUCCAUUCGACUUACUUCGAUUCCUCUCUCCUCGGAUCUCAUCCUUGCAUCCUUCCCUCGCAUCCUAAGGGGGUGGAGCUAAGACAGAAGGAAAGGAAGCGAAGAAAGGAAAUGAGGAUGCGCAAAUAAGAAAUGAAGCACCCAGGGUAUCGGAAAAGUCAGGAACUGAUGGGAAUACGUUGAGGAAAUACGUCAUCCAGAGAAAUCCGCAAAAACGUGAUACAUGCAAAAGUCUAAGGAUACAGCAGAGUCCCGACAGAGGGUGCUCUUCAUCUCCAUCUCCCUCGUCAUCACCGUCGAAGAAGACGAAGGUCACGAGCGUCAUUCCGCUUCAUCGCUCAUUAGGAAAUAACCCCAGAGUGUGUCUUCAAGUAACCGGCUGAUCAGACGGUCCUCAGUGAGCGACACUACACGCCGAUUUCUAAGCGCCAUUUGAAAUAAACCAACAUGGCGAAGAAGAGGAGCGGAGUCCGCGAACCUGAAGGCACUACUCUCAUACAGGAGGAAGCAACGACAAAAGAAACGCAACCUCUUAAAGCAGCGCAGUAUACCGGAGGACGAUCUGCACGCAUGUCCCUCCUCAUCCUGAUCUCCAUCUUUGCCUGUGCUGCUUCAGUCAUGUACCUGGUUUACAGAAAUUUCCCAGAGCUGAGCGAAGACGAGAGGGACAAGAUAAAAGUCCCCAAAGACAUGGACGACGCUAAGGCACUGGGUACCGUGCUCUCCAAAUAUAAGGACACCUAUUAUACCCAAGUGCUUAUAGCAUAUUUCGCUACUUAUGUCUUCCUCCAGACAUUUGCCAUUCCAGGUUCAAUUUUCCUCAGUAUCCUGUCUGGUUAUCUGUAUCCCUUCCCCCUGGCCCUGUUCCUGGUUUGCCUGUGCUCAGGUCUGGGAGCGUCUUUCUGUUACAUGCUGUCCUAUUUGGUGGGCAGACCCGUGGUGUACAAGUACCUCACAGAGAAAGCGCAGAAAUGGUCACAACAGGUCGAUAAACACCGAGAACACCUCAUCAAUUACAUCAUCUUUCUGAGAAUUACGCCUUUCCUUCCAAAUUGGUUUAUCAACAUCACUUCUCCGGUCAUCAACGUGCCACUGGGAGUCUUCUUCUUUGGUACAUUCAUUGGAGUCGCUCCUCCAUCUUUCGUAGCGAUAAACGCCGGAACGACGCUGUACAAGCUGACCACAGCGGGCGAGGCCGUGUCCUGGUACUCUUUGGCCGUUCUGGCCGUUCUGGCCGUAGUCUCUAUUCUCCCGGUGUGUUUCCAGAGAAAGCUGCAGGAAAAGAUGGAGUAAAGUUGCCUCCUCACUUCUUCUGCCUGUCACCUGGUUCACCCUGCUUAUCUUGGUCCUCAAACACACAGCUGUCUUUUUUUUUUUUUUUCUUUUCUUUUUUUUUUUUCUUUCUUUGUCGUCUUGGAAAACGGGCCCAAAACUGUAGAACUCGGACUGGCUCGUGAUCCUACACUUGUUCUUUUUCUCUGUCACAGAAUGAACGUUUAUAUCCAUUAUCUUUUCAUUGUUUUAUAUGUUUUUAACAACCUUGUGUAGUAGGUCCUAUAUUGAGUCAGUGUCUUUUUCUUUUCUAACUUUAAAGCAAUACCCCCCCCCCCCUUUUUUUAAAUAAAUGUUUUUAGCCGUGUUGCAUUGGCAGCACAAACAGGGUGCUAUGCCAGGAGAAAUUUAAAUACAACACCUCUCACAUACGCCGUGCCAUAAACAUUAUUUUUCCUCACAGUUUGACUAUAACAGUAAAUUUAAAAACGCUGAUUUGGUCUGGACGAUGCACCAUACUGUCUGUCCUGCUGCCGCCCAAAUGUAGGACAUUCUCCUGGUAGUUCUUUUUCAAUAUAUAAAUAUAUAUAUCUAUAUAUAAUCUCAGAAAAUACGAUUUCCGACACCGAAUUGUAUUUCUAAUGCCUCAUAUGUAUUGUAUUUUUUUUUUUUUUUUUUUUUAAUUUUUCUUUUAUUUAUUUAGCUAGUUUGUUUUUGCUUUCCUUAUCCAUUUUGUCUUAAAUAGCAGGUUACUGGAAAUAGACUGCAGUGACCCUUUUGAUUUCGUUCUCCACCUCGGACAUAAAAAAGGAAAAAGAAAAGUAAGAAUGAUGAGUUUUAAACGAUUCAGUAAUGAAUAGUAAAAGACUGAAAGUCUGAAAGGACCUCAUGAAUCUUAACUAUAUUUUAAAAGAAAAACAGUUUAGGACAUGCAUCUCUACACAGCGAGCAGUCUUGUUUGCACUGAAUAUAUGCAUUUUAGGGGGAAUUUUCUACCCCACAAAGGUAGAAGCCAGAUACCUCGUCGUGUACGAGUUCACUGUUUACUACUCCUUCAUUGAAAGCAAGUGGGUUAGUCCCUUAGUUCCCAAUCCUGGUUCUGGAAGUACUCCUGCUCUGUGGAGUGUUUUCUUAUUCUUAUUCUUAUCUUAUCGCAUCAGCUGAUAAAUAAAUUGAUCAAAACGUACAGGGUGUGGCUAAGCUCCUGUAGGACCAGCAUUGGAAACCUGCGGUUUAGUCCCUUUCAGUCUGAUCGCUUUCCGUAGCUUUGAGACAUAAUGUACAUCUCUGCAUAAGUCUUAGUGAAUCCUCUGCGUAUAAAAAGCACAUCAACAUGGAUAAGGUGCAUUUCUACAAUGUAGGCUUUUACUUUACUUUUUUUCUUACAUUUUGUUCAUGACUAUAUUCUCUCCUCUUCUUCUCGUCUCUUUGCGUUGCCUCCACACACACACACACACUCACACAGACAGUAUUACAUGGAACUCUCUGGAUGUUCUUCAUAUGUAAAUGCUACUAACUGAUCACUUUUUCUUUCAAAUGUCAUUACGAAAUGUUAUAUAAUGAAGAUAUUUAUUAUGAAAUGAUUAAAACAUGGUUCCCUUCGUGUGUGUUU
Molecule: messenger RNA, 4085 nt
Organism: Ictalurus furcatus (blue catfish)
Lineage: Eukaryota; Metazoa; Chordata; Actinopteri; Siluriformes; Ictaluridae
Gene: tmem41b
Product: transmembrane protein 41B
Exons: 9
Coding region: 1649-2494 (281 amino acids)
Cellular component (GO): endoplasmic reticulum membrane
Source: RefSeq, a predicted model, not a curated record